AUGAACCCCCGAGACCCGUUCCGCUUCCAGCUGCCAGGCUUCAAUUCUGUCCAUUCUGCUCCGGUGGGUGAUUCCGUCCUAUUGCGGGGUUCCAACGUCACGACGGAAGACUCCUACAUAACGCCCCCUCGCCAACUUCCCAUCCUCGCCCUCCACACCUUCACUCAGUACCUCCUUAAAUCCUACGCCGUCCUUUACCCACCCACGUCCACCAUGUCUCCUACCGCGCAGGCUGAAUUCACCUUCCUGCCUCUCGGCGCCAUCAUCCAGGAGUUCCGCGUCGGCGGCCACAACAUCGUUCGCGGCUUCGCUACAACCGACCACUAUCUCCAGCCCUACAACCCCUAUUACGGCGCUACUAUCGGUCGCGUUGCGAAUCGCAUCAAGGAUGGUAUUAUUCAGAACCUGAAUGGCCGCGAGUACAAGCUUGCGCAGAACAACGGUCCGAAUGCUCUGCACGGUGGUAAGGAAGGCUGGAACAGACGCGAGUUCGACGGCCCGCAUACCGUACAGCGCCACGGUCGUGAUGCCCUCCUGUUCAAGUACCGCGACCAGGACGGUGAAGAGGGAUAUCCUGGUACCAUCGAGGUCCGUCUCUGGUACACUGCCAGCAAGGAAGGCGAUGGCGACGAAGCCAAGACCGUCUUGAUGGCUGAGUAUGAGGUUGAAUUUGUCGGUGAUGAGUGUGAGGAGACCGUUGUCAACAUCACAAACCACAGCUAUUUCAACAUCAGCGGUGGGCCCACCAACGCCGGCACCGUCGCCCAACUGGCUACAGACGACUACCUGCCCAUUGACAGAAAUGGAAUUCCUACCGGUGGCCUUGGCAAGUUUGAGCGCGAUGUGACUCAGCCAUUUAUUCUCGAACCAACAGAGGGGCACAUCGACGACGUCUUCGUCGUCGAGACUGAUCCCUCCAAGAUCCCACUUGAUACUCGUCCCCUGCCCCUCCGCCGUCUCGCACAGUUCAGCCACCCAGACACUGGUUUGCACCUUGAAGUGCACAGCACUGAGCCUGCCUUCCAGUUCUACACGGGCAAGUAUACUAAUGUGCCUUCUAUUGACGGUGCGCCUGCGCAGGGUGAGGGUUCGUCGUUCUGUGUUGAGCCGAGUCGGUAUGUCAAUGCUAUUAACGUGCCCGAGUGGAGGAAUAUGGUUGUCCUGAAGCGGGGUCAAGUCUUUGGUUGCACAAAUGUCUAUAAGUCAUGGAAGUCCCAGCCAGGUCUAGAUUCAUGA
This is a messenger RNA of Penicillium argentinense, 1236 nucleotides long. RefSeq lists its product as uncharacterized. Gene Ontology annotation, molecular function: aldose 1-epimerase activity; carbohydrate binding. The record is from RefSeq and is a predicted model, not a curated record. Bases 1 to 1236 code for a protein of 411 amino acids. The transcript has 2 exons. Gene Ontology annotation, biological process: beta-D-galactose catabolic process via UDP-galactose, Leloir pathway; glucose metabolic process. NCBI's taxonomy places the organism in Eukaryota, Fungi, Ascomycota, Eurotiomycetes, Eurotiales, Aspergillaceae.